CCCGGUGGCUCAAUGUGAAUGGGAUUUAGUCGUUAACGAGCGGCCAACAAGAUCAGAUCAAAUUCGGUGAUUCAGUUUUGGUUAAUUUUAUCUGAUAUCUGUGUACAUACAAACAUACGUCUCUCUGCAUACGAGCAUAUUUGUCAAUGUAUAUAAGCCUACAUACAUAUAUACAUAGAGAGAAAAAUCUGAGAUCGGUGUGUGAUAAUAACCAGCAAUAACAAUUAGUUAAUUUAUACAAAAGCAUUGCAAAAAACGAGCACAAAAGUGUGGUGAAAACAAAGUAAAUAAAAUAAAAGCAAACAAGUGAGCAGUGGAGUACAGCACAAAAAAAGGCCAACUGCGCAAACAGCAAAAAAAUAUAGAAAAAUCUUAAACAACAUUUUUCGAAAGUCUACUAUUUUUAGCUACUAAACUAAUUGAAUCUGGCGAAAGAGGAGCGAAGAUUUGUGAAUCGUCUAGUACACUGAGCUCGAACGUUGAACCAGCGAUUUUAUGAUGAGCAAAAAUGGGCACAGCAAUCCUACAUUCAUUGGCGACAAUAUUGUCAGCGACAAAGCGACCAACAAAUAUUCACUGGAGUUGGCUGAAAAGGGUGGCACGACGGUGGGUAUGGUUGCGAAGGAUCCUGGAUAUGAAUAUGAACCCUAUGACAAUCGUGAAGUAGAACAUCCAACUACCAAUUCGGAAACACUAUUUCAUCUGCUGAAGAGUUCUUUGGGCACAGGCAUUCUGGCUAUGCCAAACGCUUUUCGCAAUGCUGGCUAUGUAACAGGUAGUAUAGGUACCGUUAUCAUUGGGUUCAUCUGUACCUAUUGCAUUCAUCAGCUCGUUAAAGCCGAAUAUGAACUUUGUCGACGGAAAAAGGUGCCUAGCAUGAAUUAUCCGGCCGUUGCAGAGAAUGCAUUUAUGGAGGGCCCUUCCUUCUUUCGUAAAUGUGCGCCCUAUAUUGGACACGUCGUUAAUACAUUCUUGCUAAUCUAUCAAUUGGGCUGCUGUUGUGUCUAUGUGGUUUUCGUAGCGUCAAACAUCAAGUCGGUUGUCGAUUUCUAUCUAGAAGAACCCGUUGAUGUACGCCUAUGCAUGCUGAUCAUUCUUCUGCCACUGAUUCUUAUCAAUUGGGUCCGCAAUCUGAAGUACCUGGCUCCAUUUUCAACCAUUGCCAAUGGCAUUACAAUGGUUUCAUUUGGCAUCAUCUGCUACUACAUAUUCCGUGAGCCCUUCACCACCGAUGACAAGGUAGCCAUGGCGCCUCUUUCCGGCUUUCCGCUCUUCUUUGGUACAGUGCUCUUUGCCCUCGAGGCCAUCGGUAUUAUACUUCCAUUGGAAAAUGAAAUGAAAUCGCCAAAAAAGUUUGGGGGCAGCUGCGGUGUACUCAACGUAUCUAUGGUAUUAAUUGUAUUUCUAUAUUCGGGAAUGGGUCUCUUUGGCUAUUUGAAUUAUGGAAGUGAAGUUGAGGGAUCAAUUACGCUCAAUCUACCAUCGAAAGAUAUCUUAGCGCAAUGUGUGAAGGGUAUGCUGGCGUUUGCGAUAUACAUAACUCAUGGCUUGGCGUGCUAUGUAGCCAUUGACAUCACAUGGAAUGAUUAUGUGGCGGAGAAGUUGGGUCCGCAGCGAAAGAAACUUUUCUGGGAAUAUGUAGUGCGGACGUCUAUGGUUCUGGUGACAUUUCUUUUAGCCGUCGCCAUACCAAAUUUGGAACUCUUCAUUUCCCUAUUCGGCGCGCUUUGCCUUUCGGCGCUCGGAUUAGCGUUCCCAGCAAUGAUUCAAAUUUGUGUCCAUUGGUAUCAUACGGAAGGUAUUGCCAGAAUAUGGCUCCUGUCUAGCAAUUUUGUGCUUAUAAUUGUCGGCAUACUCGGCCUGGUAAUUGGAACAUCAACCUCGCUCUCAGAGAUCAUCGCCACCUUCUCCAAGUAAAUGAAGGUGCUACACUAAUAAUAUUACACAAACAUUCUAAUUGAAUCCGUGAUAUUUUAAGUUACUGUUCCAACAAUAUUAAUUUUAUUCCUAAGACAAUUAAUAUAAAGCAAAUGCGAAUAUACGCAUAAAUGAAUAUUUUCAAUAUUGUUAAAUAAAAAAAAAAUUGUGUAAGCCUGAAAAUGUAAUGGAAAGUGCUCAAACGAAUUGCCAAAAAGGUAAUUCCACUUCUUGUUAAUAACACUGAAACCGUUAGAAUAUUUAAUUUAUUAAGCAAAAUUGUUGCCAUUUUAUAUAAAAUAGUAUGUAAAUAAAUAGUAAAUAGAAUACUCGUAAAACAGAAACCAUACUUUAGUAUCAAAUAAAAUACUAAAUCACAAUCUUUCCAAAAAGAGUGCCUUCGAGAAUCGUUAACAUUUUAUCGUUGUGUAUAAAGUAUUUUAAAUAUAUCUUA
This is a messenger RNA of Anastrepha ludens (Mexican fruit fly), 2371 nucleotides long. RefSeq names its product proton-coupled amino acid transporter-like protein CG1139. Gene Ontology annotation, cellular component: vacuolar membrane. Gene Ontology annotation, biological process: amino acid transmembrane transport. The record is from RefSeq and is a predicted model, not a curated record. The transcript has 7 exons. The coding region runs from base 496 to 1917 and encodes 473 amino acids. Gene Ontology annotation, molecular function: amino acid transmembrane transporter activity. Lineage: Eukaryota; Metazoa; Arthropoda; Insecta; Diptera; Tephritidae.